AUGAUUUCGAAAAUCGCUGUCAUCAGUGGCCUGUUGGCCCUUGGCGAUGCCCAGGCUGUCGGCACGCAGACAACCGAGACGCAUCCCAAGAUGACCUGGAAGAACUGCGCCGCUGGUGGUAGCUGCACAACGGUCAAUGGCGAGGUCACUGUCGACGCCAACUGGCGAUGGCUGCACGAUAUCAAUGGCUAUACCAACUGCUAUACCGGCAACGAGUGGAACUCGACCAUCUGCAAGGACGCUGCUUCGUGUGCCACCAACUGCGCUCUCGACGGUGCUGACUACUCUGGCACCUACGGCGCAUCGACCAGCGGCGAUGCUCUGACCUUGAAGUUUGUCACCAAGGGCCAAUACUCCACAAACAUUGGCUCUCGUAUGUACCUGAUGAACGGAGCCGACAAGUACCAAAUGUUCAAGCUUUUGGGCAACGAGUUCACCUUUGAUGUCGACCUGUCCAAGCUCGGCUGUGGUUUGAACGGAGCCUUGUACUUUGUUUCCAUGGACGAAGAUGGUGGCAAGUCCAAGUACUCGACCAACAAGGCCGGUGCCAAAUACGGCACAGGGUACUGCGAUGCUCAGUGCCCGCGUGACCUCAAGUUCAUCGAUGGCAAGGCCAACAGUGCCUCCUGGACACCUUCCACUAACGAUGACAACGCCGGUGUUGGUGCCAUGGGUUCUUGCUGUGCCGAGAUGGAUAUCUGGGAGGCCAACAAGAUCUCCACGGCCUACACCCCACACCCCUGCAAGAACAACGCUCAGCACUCUUGCUCGGGAGACGCCUGCGGUGGAACAUACUCGAGCACCCGUUACGCCGGAGACUGCGACCCAGAUGGCUGUGACUUCAACUCGUACAGACAGGGAGUCAAGGACUUCUACGGCCCGGGCAUGACUGUCGACACGGGCUCCAAGUUCAGCGUCGUGACGCAGUUCAUCAAGGGCUCGAGCGGUGACCUUGAGAGCAUCAAGCGCUACUACGUCCAGAACGGCAAGCUCAUUCCCAACUCCGAGUCCACCAUUUCUGGUACCAGCGGCAACGAGAUCAACACCGCGUACUGUUCCGCCCAGAAGACGGCCUUUGGUGACACUGACGACUUCUCGGGCAAGGGCGGUCUCAAGCAGAUGGGUGCUGCUCUCGACAAGGGUAUGGUUCUGGUCAUGUCAGUCUGGGACGACCACUAUGCCAACAUGCUCUGGCUCGACAGCAGCUACCCUCUCGACAAGGAUGCCUCGACGCCCGGCAUUGCCCGCGGCAGCUGCGACACCACGUCUGGUGUGCCUGCGGAUGUCGAGUCCAAGCAGGCCAGCGACCAGGUCAUUUACAGCAACAUCCGCUUUGGUCCCAUCAACUCGACCUUCACCGCCUCUUAA
Messenger RNA from Pestalotiopsis fici W106-1, 1368 nucleotides. RefSeq names its product putative 1,4-beta-D-glucan cellobiohydrolase B. The coding region runs from base 1 to 1368 and encodes 455 amino acids. Gene Ontology annotation, biological process: carbohydrate metabolic process. The transcript has 4 exons. The record is from RefSeq and is a predicted model, not a curated record. Gene Ontology annotation, molecular function: hydrolase activity, hydrolyzing O-glycosyl compounds. Lineage: Eukaryota; Fungi; Ascomycota; Sordariomycetes; Amphisphaeriales; Sporocadaceae.